CGGCCUCCUUUUGAUCACUGAGCUACGCCUCAGAGUCAGGCUUUAGGUACCUUCCAUUACCACUUCUCAUUCAACUCCUAGGGCCAUUCGUAAUAUCCCCCCUCCCCCCCAUAAAGGAAUCUUGACCAUUCUUCACGCAUUGUUCAGGGGAUUCUAAUAACGAUCCUUAAAUAUAAUUGUACCCUGUCCGCGAUUGAACUUCCUAGGAAAACUACACGACGACAUCAACUCAUUUAAUACUACUUGAUAUCCUCCCCUCUUCUAUACAAACCUACCAAUGAAUAGAGAUCAACUAGGUGCAGUAUUAGCCCCGUUGAAACACGCAUCGGGCUCUAUAACUAUUCCUUCUAAAUAAAAUCGCCUCCUACCUCCUCUGAGGCCACCAACCAGUUUAAUGCACGUCUCUUACCAAUUUAUGGAAUCACGCAAAGAUCGCAACGGAUCUCAUACAGAAAAUUCAACGGUUAUACCUCCGUCCACACAGUCAUGUUCGAAAGAUGACAUAUUCAUGCUCCAAGCUCAAUAUCGAGCUGCAAGGGCUCUUAUGCGCUUGAAAUAUGCGAAGCCUGAGGAAAGCGCCCAUACGGAAACUCCUCGCCUGGAAAGCGAAGCCAGUAUCAACCCAGCUGUGAAUGGCAACAGCCACUCCGAGCCAUCGCUUUCCUCCACGCUGUGGCAGAAGGGAAGCCACGGCCCCCACAGAGACUUUGGCCUUGUCCCUAUUACCCAUCAGCAAGGCUCGCAGGGUUCGCAACUGGCUCAAAGGGGGGAAUGCACAGCAAGCUUGGACUUUGGAGCCUCGAUAGUUACAAUGAGCCGACACACUGGCCGAGAAGAGUUGCUAAAGCCCGGACGAAGGAACAGGAGUGACGGAAGGUCCUCGGUAGACAAGCUGAUGGAUGAAGUCGAGGCUGUGGUCGGAGGCCAGCCAGCUGACGACGCUCCGAAGGAGGAAUGGGAUCGCUACCUUGGCUCUUACAUAAAAGAACUGGACCGGAGAACGGAAUCAGGUGCAUGGCAUCAACUUGAAAAGGCUCAGCAAUUUGUCCGGAGAAUGGGGCAAGCACCUUUCAGGCGCGUGAACUACAGUAGCGACGAGGAAGACCUGCCUAAAGCCAGCGAAUCAAUGAUACCAGCCCGACAGAAAGACCAUACCGAAGGAACCCAGGGCAAUAGUAAUGAGAUCACACCUACGCAUGGCAAGUCUCGGAAUAAACGUCGCGGUGGACCGGGCGCUAAGAAGAACGAGGUGCAGACAGCUUCCGUGGAUAAGCAAGCAGCAGCAGCAGCAGUAGCAGUUCUAGAGUUAGAAAACGCGAAACGGUCGACGGGUAGAAGUGGAGUGAAGUCAUCAAUACCUGAUAUACCACCACCACCACCAAGCCUGUCGGCGGAGCAGAACAAUUCACAACGUAAGAAAAGACGCCGAACAGGGCUGGAAUCCUUGGAGUCGAACUUGGGUAAGAACUGGGAACCCCAUGUUGACGAACGAGGCCAUAGGCCAAGCCGAGAGAGAACUAAAAGUAAUACUAAAGCCUUGAGCCUUGAGUAAGAUUCGAGGUAGCCACGGAGAUUAUAGCAGAUUGAAUAGUAUAUUGCAUUUGGCACGUGGCAAAGGCCAUCUCAGUCUAUUCAGUCAAGUCAUCGCCCUAUUAAUUGGAUGUUAUUGAUAUGUAUAUAGUACCUAUGUAGGUAGUUCAUGUCAAUGCUUAUGUCCUUCGAAUUCUAGAGUACCUACUAGGUAACAUGCAACAUAUAAUCUAUCCUAAAAAAAAAGAUAAAAAAAAGCCGUUGUUACCUCUCAUGUAAUGCCGAGGUCAUAGCUACCUCCAUAGGCAUUAUACUUAGGUACCUAAUACUUUACGUACGCACCUUAGCGUUUUAAUGUCAUA
Molecule: messenger RNA, 1892 nt
Organism: Daldinia caldariorum
Lineage: Eukaryota; Fungi; Ascomycota; Sordariomycetes; Xylariales; Hypoxylaceae
Exons: 2
Coding region: 395-1552 (385 amino acids)
Source: RefSeq, a predicted model, not a curated record